ACGCCUAGAGACCCCCCGGAAAUGCAGGGAAGGACGCCGCAGGGAGUCGAUGACGCACUUCCGGCAUGGGAUGUUAUUUUUGGUUGCGGGACUAGGAGUCGUAGGCACUCAGCUGAAGAAAGGAGGAAGUGCGCGAGAGGCGCUUGGCGUGGUGGAGCCAAGUGUUUGGGAUCAGAGGGUGGUGAGGGCCGGUGAGUUCCUUGGGUUUGCUCCUUCUUCACCUGAAAGGAAGACUCCAGGAAGGGCAGCACAUGCCGGAGAAAGAUGAGUUCCAGCUUGACCACCCAGAGGCGCUGCAGUGACGUGGAGUCGGGACCCUGGGUGAUGGCUGGGAGGUCCAGGGACGCCGCGCCGUCCCAACGUGACGGACUUUUACCUGUGAAGGUGGAGGAAGACUCACCCGGAAGUUGGGAGCCCAGCUAUCCCGGGACUUGGCCGGACCCCGAAACUUCUCGACAGCACUUUAGGCAGCUGCGUUACCAGGAGGUGGCGGGACCGGAAGAGGCGCUGAGCCGGCUCCGAGAACUCUGUCGUCGGUGGCUGAGGCCCGAGCUGCUCUCCAAGGAGCAAAUCCUCGAGCUGCUGGUGUUGGAGCAGUUCCUCACCAUCCUGCCUGAGGAGCUCCAGGCCUGGGUGCGAGAGCACUGCCCGGAGAGCGGGGAGGAGGCGGUGGCCGUGGUGCAGGCUCUGCAGCGAGCGCUCGAUGGGACCUCACCCCAGGGGAUGAUGACUUUUGAGGACGUGGCCAUGUCUCUAACCUGGGAAGAGUGGGAGCGCCUGGACCCAGCACAGAAGGACUUCUACAGAGAGAGCGUGCAGAAGGAUUCCGGGAGCACAGUCCCGCCGAGUUUGGAAAGCAGAACAGAGAACAAAGAGUUGAUUCCAAUGCAAGAAAUUUUAGAAGAAGCAGAGCCACAGGAGCAACUACAAGAAGCAUUCCAGGGGAAGCCCCCCCUGUUUUCUAAGUGUGGCCAUACCCAUGACAACAGGGUAGAAAAGCAGUCCAGAAACGCUUUGCCCCUGAAACUUGAAAAUUCUCCUGAAGCGCAGGGACUCACUAGCAUCUCAGAUGUCAACAGGAAUAGUUCCAUGGAAGGGGAAGACUCUAAAAAUAAUGAAUUGCAGAACAGUGCCAGAUGUUCCAACCUUGUUCUAUGUCAGCACAUCCCGAAAGCAGAGAGGCCCAUUGACGGUGAGGAACACGGGAACAUGUGCAAUCAGAGUUUCCAUGUCAUGACGUGGCACAUGCUGAAACCUCACAAGUCUCACAGUGGAAACAGUUUCCAUCAUUCCAGCCUUUUCAAGACCCAGAGACAGCUCCAUGAAGAAAGACCUUAUAAAUGUGAUAACUGUGGGAAGAGUUUCAAACAACGCUCUGACCUCUUUAGACACCAGAGAAUCCACACAGGUGAGAAGCCCUAUGGCUGCCAAGAAUGUGGGAAAAGCUUCAGCCAGAGCGCUGCCCUGACCAAGCACCAGAGGACACACACAGGCGAGAAGCCAUACACCUGUCUGAAAUGCGGGGAGCGCUUCCGGCAGAAUUCACACCUAAAUCGUCAUCAAAGUACCCACAGUGGAGACAAACAUUUUAAAUGUGAGGAAUGUGGGGAAACCUGCCAUAUUUCCAACCUUUUUAGACAUCAGAGACUACAUAAAGGAGAGAGACCCUAUAAGUGUGCAGAAUGUGAGAAGAGCUUCAAACAGCGCUCCGACCUCUUUAAACACCAGAGAAUCCACACUGGGGAGAAGCCCUAUGAAUGUUCUGUCUGUGGGAAACGCUUCAAUCAGAGUGCAACCCUUAUUAAACACCAGAGAAUUCACACUGGAGAAAAGCCUUACAAAUGUCUUGAAUGUGGAGAAAGAUUUAGACAAAGUACACACCUUAUCCGACACCAAAGAAUUCAUCAAGAUAAAGUGCUGUUGGCUGGGCGUGGUGGCUCACGCCUGUAAUCCCAGCACUUUGAGAAGCCAAGGCAGGUGGAUCAUUUGAGAUCAAGAGUUCAAAACCAGCCUGGCCAACAUGGUGAAACCUUGUCUCUACUAAAAAUACAAAAAUUAGUUGAGCGUGGUGGUGCGCACCUGUAAUCCCAGCUACUCAGGAGACUGAGGCAGGAGAAUCACUUGAAUGCAGGAGGCAGAGGUUGCAGUGAGCCGAGAUCACACCACUGCACUCCAGCCUGGGCAACAGAGUGGGAUUCCAUCUCAAAAAAAUAAAGUGCUAUCAGUUUGAUAUGUUUCUGUGUGA
Messenger RNA from Sapajus apella (tufted capuchin), 2245 nucleotides. RefSeq names its product zinc finger protein 394 (gene ZNF394). Gene Ontology annotation, biological process: regulation of transcription by RNA polymerase II. Gene Ontology annotation, molecular function: DNA-binding transcription factor activity, RNA polymerase II-specific; RNA polymerase II cis-regulatory region sequence-specific DNA binding. The coding region runs from base 265 to 1950 and encodes 561 amino acids. NCBI's taxonomy places the organism in Eukaryota, Metazoa, Chordata, Mammalia, Primates, Cebidae. The record is from RefSeq and is a predicted model, not a curated record. The transcript is spliced from 3 exons.